Molecule: messenger RNA, 1593 nt
Organism: Lodderomyces elongisporus
Lineage: Eukaryota; Fungi; Ascomycota; Pichiomycetes; Serinales; Debaryomycetaceae
Gene: GUA1
Product: GMP synthase (glutamine-hydrolyzing)
Exons: 1
Coding region: 1-1593 (530 amino acids)
Biological process (GO): GMP biosynthetic process
Cellular component (GO): cytosol
Molecular function (GO): GMP synthase activity; ATP binding; GMP synthase (glutamine-hydrolyzing) activity
Source: RefSeq, a predicted model, not a curated record
AUGUCAGACAAUCUUGAAGACGUUCCUAUUGAAGUCUCAAAAGUUUUCGACACCAUCUUGGUGUUGGACUUUGGUUCUCAAUAUUCCCACUUGAUCACUCGUCGUUUGAGAGAAUUUCAAGUUUAUGCUGAAAUGUUGCCAUGUACCCAGAAAAUCUCUGAAUUGUCAUGGAAACCAAAAGGUAUAAUUCUUUCAGGUGGUCCUUACUCUGUUUACGCAGAGGACGCUCCCCACGUUGACCACGAUAUCUUUAAGCUCGAUGUUCCUAUUUUGGGUAUUUGUUACGGUAUGCAAGAACUCGCUUGGAUCAACGGAAAAGGUGUUGCAAGAGGUGACAAGAGAGAGUAUGGACCUGCCACUUUGGAUGUGAAAGACAAGAAUUGUGCUUUGUUCAAAGGUGUCGACCAUUCACAAGUUUGGAUGUCCCACGGUGACAAGUUGCAUGCAUUACCAACCGGGUUUGAAAUUGUGGCUACUUCAGAAAACUCUCCAUACUGUGCUAUCGCAAACGAAAAGGACCAAAUUUACGGUAUCCAAUUCCACCCUGAGGUCACCCACACCAUUCAAGGUAAACAGUUGUUGAAAAACUUUGCAGUUGAUAUCUGUAAAGCCAACACCAACUGGAGUAUGGAAAACUUUAUUGACACUGAGAUUGCCAGAAUCAGAAAGUUGGUUGGACCAACUGCUGAGGUUAUUGGUGCCGUUUCUGGUGGUGUUGACUCAACUGUUGGAGCCAAGAUUAUGAAAGAGGCUAUUGGUGACAGAUUCCAUGCCAUCUAUGUUGAUAACGGUGUUAUGAGAUUGAAUGAGACUGAAAGUGUUAAGAAGACAUUGGACGAAGGUUUGGGAAUCAAUUUAACUGUGGUCGAUGCUGGUGACUUGUUCCUUAGCAGAUUGAAAGGUGUUACUGACCCUGAAAAGAAGAGAAAAAUCAUUGGAAAUACAUUUAUUCAUGUUUUUGAAGACGAGGCAGCCAAGAUUAAACCACAUGAUGGCUCUGAAGUUGAAUAUCUCUUGCAAGGUACCUUGUACCCUGAUGUUAUUGAAUCUAUAUCAUUCAAAGGUCCAUCACAAACAAUCAAAACCCAUCACAACGUUGGUGGUUUGUUGGAAAACAUGAAAUUGAAAUUGAUUGAACCAUUGAGAGAAUUGUUUAAAGAUGAAGUUCGUCAUUUGGGUGAAUUAUUGGGUGUUCCUCAAGAUCUCGUUUGGAGACACCCAUUCCCUGGUCCAGGUUUGGCUAUUAGAGUUCUCGGUGAAGUGACCAAGGAACAAGUCAAGAUUGCUCGUGAAGCUGACGCAAUUUUCAUUGAAGAAAUCAAGAAAGCUGGUUUGUAUAGACAAAUUUCUCAAGCAUUUGCAGCUUUGUUGCCAGUGAAAUCUGUUGGUGUUAUGGGUGACCAAAGAACCUACGAACAAGUUAUUGCUUUGAGAGCUAUUGAAACUGUUGAUUUUAUGACUGCAGAUUGGUUCGUAUUUGAAGCAGCAUUCUUGAAGAAAGUUGCAUCAAGAAUUGUCAAUGAAGUUGAUGGUGUUGCACGUGUGACUUAUGAUAUUACUUCUAAACCUCCUGCUACUGUUGAAUGGGAGUAA